Lycium barbarum (goji berry) is the source of this 621-nucleotide messenger RNA. RefSeq lists its product as uncharacterized. The coding region runs from base 1 to 621 and encodes 206 amino acids. The transcript has a single exon. Lineage: Eukaryota; Viridiplantae; Streptophyta; Magnoliopsida; Solanales; Solanaceae. The record is from RefSeq and is a predicted model, not a curated record.
AUGAUUAUAUGCCUAAAUAUUGUACCCACUAUAAAUUACAGGGGCUUGAUAUACAUAAUUGCUGGAUUCAUCAUCCGGAGUACAAGCCUAACAAGGAAGAACCCAAAAAACGAGGAACAAAAGCCAGAGGAGGUUUUUGUACCUGCAAAGACACAACAGAAGCAAGUGAAUGAGGAAGUUAAGCAAUCUGUUACCAAACCAGUUGCAACAAAAGGUAAAGGAUCACAGUUUAAUGGAAAUAACAAUAGAAAUAACAGUAGAAUGGAAUGGAAUGUGGUGACAAACAAGAAGAAAAGAAAGAAUAGUGUGGAGGAGCUACAAGGAAUACCAAAUCACAACAAUGCUGACCACGUGCAAAAAGAAAAAGGGAAAGUCCAUGAGGAAAAUAAUGAUAAUUCAUUUGAGGUUCUGGCAACAGUAGAGGAAGAACAAUCAAUUGAGAUAGUGCAUGAAAAAAAGAAAAAGAAGCCAGAAACAACUAAGACAUGGAUUGAAUCCACUUUUAGUAAAACAAAAAAGAGUACUGAAGAAGGAAACAGCCAAAAACAAGGGGAUUGUGGUUCAACAAACAAGGAUGAUAGCAAGGAAGAUGUUGAGGAAGGCAACAAUACAAAUAAUUAA